This is a messenger RNA of Ichthyophthirius multifiliis, 1590 nucleotides long. RefSeq lists its product as hypothetical. The record is from RefSeq and is a predicted model, not a curated record. NCBI's taxonomy places the organism in Eukaryota, Ciliophora, Oligohymenophorea, Hymenostomatida. The transcript has 8 exons.
AUGACUUUAACAUAUGAAAUAAUAACAGCAUAAAGAGUUAAUUAUAAAACAAGUGACAUGUUUUCAAUUGUAAUUUCUAAAAGCUUUUUAAGUGGAAAACUAUUGCCUUUUAAUAUGCCACAAUCUAAUGAUAUUUUAUUCGAUUUAAUUUAAGCUGAAAAUUAAGUUGAAUUUAAAAAUUUGGGAUUAAAUGAGAGAUAACCAUUCGAUGAUACUUUUUGGUAAUAAAAAGAUACUAUAUUAAUACCUUAUUUUCCAUAUUUUGCUAAUUGUAAUGGAUAUGAUAAACAUAUGAUUAUUUAUUAAUAUUUAGAAAAUCUUGAAAAAUGUUAAUUAAAGUUGCCUGAAGAAACAUUAUUAGUAAACUCUAUUCCUAUUUCAGGUUUAUAUCCUAUUGCUGAUGAAUGUAAUUAUAAACUUACAUGUACAUACGAAGAGUAAUAUGAUAUAGUUUAUAAAGGAACUAAAUGGUAUGAUACUGAAAAUUCAAUUCUAUUUUAUAUAACUUAAGAUUAUUUAACUUUAGAAGAAUUUAUCAAAGAAAAAAAUGACUCAAGUGGUUUUUUUUCUUAAAUUUUACAGGAUAAAAAAGGCGAUUUAAUUCCUGUUAAAUUUAAAUCAAUUGGUAAAAAAAGUGGGUAUAUACCUAACACUGGAACUUUUUUUGGUACAAUUCCUUUUUUGGUUGCUCAUUUUUUUGUUUAUUUCAUAUAUUAAAUUUAAAUGUUUAGUGUGGAUAAUGUUUUUAAUUAAUAUGAUGUCACUAUUAUAACUCCCGAAGAAAAAAAAAAAAUCGAAUAAGGCCGUUCUGGCCUAAUGCUUUGUAUUAUGGGACUUUUCUUUAUGUAUUAUGGGGCUUGUUUGUAAAUACCAUUACCUUCAACAGAAUAUGAAAAUAGAAGUGUUUCUUGGAUAGGAUAUAAUUAUACAAAAGAUAAAUCUUUAGAAAUAAUAUAUAGGUCAUUAGAUAAUAUGCAAUUUUCCGAUCAGUUUUAUUUUAUAGGAACUAUUACUACUUUCGGAAUUUUAUUUUUCGUAAUAGGAAUGACAAUAAUGUUAAGAACUUAAUACAUAUUUUUUUCUGAUCCUGUAAUAUAUCCUAUGAUAACUUUUUACUAUUUUAUUGUACAUCCUACUAAAUGGUUGAUGAUAUAUUUUUGGAGCAAAUUUGAUCUAUGGAAAUUAGUAGAUUAAGAAAAUGGAAAUUAAUAAUUGGAAAGUAUUGAUGAUAUAUUAAAUUAAGAAAGAGAAAAUAUAGAAUAAAUAAUGGAACAAGAAGAAAUAAGAGAGCAUUUUGUGAAAUAAAAUAAAGAAUGGUUGAUAAAAAAUUUAACCGAAUAUUUAACUCCUGAAAGUUUUUUGGAAAACAACGAAUAUCUAUUAAAUUUGUAUUAAAAAUUAAUAGAAGACGAAAAUUAAGAAGAAAAAGAAAAAAGAAGGAAAGGAAUGCAAGAUAAAAAGAAAUAAGAACUACAAAGAUUAAAAGAUAAAGUAAAUGCAAAUAAUAAAAAAAACAACGAAUAAAAUUACGAAAACCUAAUUUUAUGCAGCAAGGCCAUUUAAUAAAAAUUAAUGGAAAUAUUUUUAUGA